This is a messenger RNA of Penicillium lagena, 843 nucleotides long. Its product is annotated as Saf4/Yju2 family protein. Lineage: Eukaryota; Fungi; Ascomycota; Eurotiomycetes; Eurotiales; Aspergillaceae. Gene Ontology annotation, biological process: mRNA splicing, via spliceosome. The record is from RefSeq and is a predicted model, not a curated record. Gene Ontology annotation, cellular component: U2-type catalytic step 1 spliceosome. The transcript is spliced from 2 exons. Bases 1 to 843 code for a protein of 280 amino acids.
AUGUCUGAGCGCAAGGUCCUCACUAAGUACUACCCGCCCGACUUCGAUCCAUCGGCGAUCGGGCGGACGCCAAAGCACCUGCGCAAAGCCGGUCCCAAAGUCAUCACCGUCCGCCUGAUGGCGCCCUUCCCCAUGAAAUGCACCAACUGCGGCGAAUACAUCUACCGAGGACGCAAGUUCAACGCCAGAAAGGAAAACUUGGAAGAAAAAUAUCUCAACAUCCCAAUCUACCGGUUUUACAUCCGAUGCACCCGCUGCAGCGGCGAGAUCACUUUUCGCACGGAUCCCAAGAAUAUGGACUAUGAAUGCGAGCGCGGUGCAAAGCGCAACUUCGAGCCAUGGCGGAACUCCAAAUCGGAGAAAUACAACGAAACCGAAGAAGAAACUCUCAAUCGACUCGAGCGUGAAGAGAACGAGGAGCAGGAACAGCUGGAACGUGACAAGAUGGCUGAACUAGAAGAGAAGAUGCAGGACUCGAAGCGUGAGAUGGCUAUUGCGGAUGCACUAGAUGAGAUCCGGACCCGAAAUGCGCGGAUCGAGCGCAACGAGUCGCGCGGUGACGAGACGGCUCUAGCACAUGUCGAGGAUCAGGUCGAUGAGGCGCAGCUGCAAGCCGAGAAAGAAGACGAGGAGGCGGCACGCAGGGCAUUUAUGACAUCGUCUGGGGAAAGAGUGAAGCGCAUUGUGGAGGAAGAGCCAACGACUGCGGCAACAGUGCCAGAUACCAAGGCGUCACAAGCAGCCGCGAUGCCCCCACCAACAGCAUCGUUUGCAAGAGUGAAGAAGGCUAAGAAACCUCCUAUCAAUAGUCUGGGGAUCAAGAAGAAGCCAUCCUUGAUAUAA